Molecule: messenger RNA, 888 nt
Organism: Schizosaccharomyces osmophilus
Lineage: Eukaryota; Fungi; Ascomycota; Schizosaccharomycetes; Schizosaccharomycetales; Schizosaccharomycetaceae
Gene: tsc13
Product: enoyl-[acyl-carrier-protein] reductase
Exons: 3
Coding region: 1-888 (295 amino acids)
Biological process (GO): very long-chain fatty acid biosynthetic process
Molecular function (GO): oxidoreductase activity, acting on the CH-CH group of donors; protein binding
Source: RefSeq, a predicted model, not a curated record
AUGAGUAUCAGUUUAGCUUCUAGAGGAAGGAAAAUUAAAUCUUUACCUAAAAAUCUCGAGUUUCCUUUGGAUGGUUCAAUUGACCAACUGAAGGAAGAGAUUUCUCAAAAAACUCGACUACCCAUUGAACGGUUAAGACUGAGUACAGUCGACGGUACAGUGCUUAUACCAGGGAAAACACUUAGAAAGUUUGGAAUCGGCACUGGAACGACUAUAUGGGUAAAAGAUCUAGGACCCCAAAUAGGUUGGAGGACAGUCUAUGUAAUCGAGUACUUAGGUCCAUUAAUUAUCCAUUCUCUUUUUGUUUUGGGUUUGAAACAUGUAUAUCGACAGGAAUUUAACCUGUCAUUGAAUCAAAAGAUUGCCUUUAUUAUGAUCAUCUUGCAUUUCUUGAAGCGUGAAUAUGAAAGUAUAUACGUUCAUCGCUUUUCUUCUGCAACUAUGCCGUUCCGAAAUAUUUUCAAGAAUUGCUUUCAUUACCACGUCCUUUCUGGUUUACUUCUUGCCUUUUUUAUUUAUGGUCCAUGGCAUUCCCAGGACUACAUUUGUCCUAAGCUACUUGCCUUUUAUAGUUUUGGUUGGACCGUUUCCUUGCUAUCCAACUUGAAGAUUCAUUUGAAGCUUCGGGAUUUACGUCCUGAGGGUUCUUCCAAGCGUGCCAUACCUUAUGGAUUUGGCUUCAACUGGGUUUCCUGUCCCAAUUAUUUUUUUGAAUCUCUUGAAUGGUUGUUUUUUGCUUUAAUUACCAGGUCUUGGGCUUCUUGGCUGUUCUUGGCUGUUGGAAGUGCACAAAUGUGGGUAUGGGCUCAAAAGAAGCAUCAGCGUUAUGUCAAAGAAUUCCCCAAUUAUCCCAAAUCUCGUAAAGUCCUUAUCCCUUAUUUCAUGUGA